AUGGCUUCAUUUAAUGAUAUGGGAUUAUUUGAUGAUUUAGCUGAUGAUGGUGUUCAUGGAUCACAACAUAUAUCUGAUGAUGAUUUACCAAGUGAAGAUGAUGAUGAUGACGAUGAUGAUGAUGAUGAUGAACUUGAUACAACAGAUAUUGCUCAUGGUUCAAUCGAUAUUAAAAAACCAUUGGCUGGAAUGUUACCAAAUACAUAUGAUGGAAAAACAGCUGAAGAACUUUUUCCAGAUUUUAAACCGAAUGCAAUUCUUCAAUUUAAUAAAAUAUUCGGUGCUGGCAAAACAAAUCAUUUACCAAAACCAUGGGUUAAUCUACGUAAACGAUCUGUUCAAGAACAUGUCGAUACACGAAUUCGUGAAGCAACAAUAAAUGAAUGUGCAGUUGAUCAAGAAACACAAUUUCUUGGUCGUUUACCUCCAGUUAUCAAUGAACCCAUAUCAGAUGAACAUGAUACAUCACAAACCGAUAUGAAAAUACCUAAUUGGCGUGUUGGUCCAGCUCGAUUAUGGUAUGAUCAAAUAGGUUUAAGUCUUGAUUUAUCAUCCUAUGAUUAUGGUUUUAAAUUAAAUUCUCCUCAAACAUUACAAACUCAAGCAUCAAAAGAACAAGUAACAAAUGAUAAUGAAUUAACAGGAAAUGCAUCAUUACCAGUUAAUUUAAUACGUUGGGAAGAUGAUAUUAUAUUUGAUACUUCAGUUUUACGAGAUAAACUUGAUUUAAAUACUCCUAAAAUUCGAUAUUGUGCUUGGGUACCAACAACAAACUAUCGUUCAUUAGCAAGUUUUCAAAAAAGUGUAUUCGGAAAAAAUACAGAUUAUUUAGAGAAUGGAAAUGAUGAUGAUCCAAAAUAUAAAUCAUGGUAUUCUAUUUUUCCUAUUGAUAAUUAUGAUUUAAUGUAUGGUGAUUGGGAAAAAGAUAUUAUAAUUGAUCCAGAAAAUAUGGAACGUAUACGUGAACCAUCCGAAUUAAUUCUCGAUGAAAAUGAUGAUCAUUUAAUUUUUGAAAUACCAACUGAUCCAAGUGAUUGUCAGACACGCCAACAACAACGUAAUCGUGAUUCACGAGAAAAAGCCGAUGCAAAUACUUCCAUUAGUCCAACAAAAGGUGGCAAAAUUCCACAUAAAGAUACACGAGGACGUGUUACACGUAGUGUUCUUACUGGUAGUGGUUUAUUAAAAAAAACUGAAGAUAAUGAUGAUGAUGCUAAUGAUCAAACAGAUAGUCCAAAAAAUGAUUUUUGGAAUUUAUCAAAUGAUGAAUAUUAUAAUCCAAGAUUAACUGAUUCUGUUGGAAAAAAUCUUGGUACACUUAAUCUUCAACAUGCUACACCUGCUGUUGAACUCUAUGCUCAAUUAUUUCCUACACAUUUAAAUGCAACAAAAUUACGUCAUUUUCAUCGACCAACAAUAAAGAAAGCUCUUGGAAAGCUAAAACCUGGAGAAUAUCAUCCUGUUCAAUCAGUACGAAAAAUAUCUGAUACACGUGCAGCUGAAAGAGAAAAAGAACGACAAGCAUAUGGUGGUGGAGAAAUGUUUUAUAUGCGUCGUUUACAAGAUUUAAGUGGUUUAGAUAGUGAUAUAGUUUUAGCGGAAUAUAGUGAACAAUAUCCAUCUUUACUUAAUCAAAUUGGAAUGGCAACAAGAAUUAAAAAUUAUUUUAAAAAGAAACCAGGUAAACAAGAUAAUCCACCCAUGUUAGAUUAUGGUGAAAUAGCUUAUUCACAUUCAUCACCAUUUCAAGCGGAUAUGGUUCCUGGAGAACUUUUACAAGCGUUUGAAAAUCAUAUGUUUCGUGCUCCAAUAUUUCCUCAUAAAUUACUUCCAACAGAUUUUUUAAUUCUUCGUACAAAACAAAAUUAUCAUAUACGUAAUGUGAAAAAUAUCUUUACAAUUGGACAAGAAUGUCCAUUACAAGAAGUUCCAGGACCAAAUUCUAAACGUGCAAAUAUAUUUGCAAGAGAUUUUCUUCAAGCAUAUAUAUUUCGAUUAUUUUGGAAAAGUCGAGAUAAACCACCAAGAAUUAAAAUGGAAGAUGUACGCAAAGCUUUUCCUCAAAACGCAGAAAAUAGUAUUCGAAAACGUUUAAAAAUGAGUUCAGAUUUUAAACGUACAGGAGGUGUUCAUUGUAAUUGGUGGGUAUUAAGAAGUGAUUUUCGUUUACCAAGUCAAGAAGAAAUUCGACAACUUGUUACACCAGAACAAUGUUGUGCUUAUUAUAGUAUGCAAGCAGCAGAACAACGAUUGAAAGAUGCUGGUUAUGGUGAAAAAGUUUUAUUUGCUGCUGUUGAAGAUGAAGCUGCUGAUGAAAAUGAUCAAAGCAAAAUUGAAGAUGAAGUUAAAUGUGCACCAUGGCAUACAACAAAAGCAUAUCUUGAUUCACUUAAAGGUAAAUGUUGGCUUCAAUUACGUGGUUUUGCUGAUCCAACUGGAUGUGGUGAAGGUUUUUCCUAUGUUCGUGUUUCAAAUAAACCUAAUGCUCGAGAAGUCGAACCUGAAGCAGUUCAAUCAAAGAAAAUGGUCACUGGAACAGAUGCUGAUUUACGUCGUCUUCAUUUGAAAGAUGCAAAAAAAAUUCUAAAUAAAUUUGGUGUAUCUGAUAGUUUUGUUCGAAAUCUUUCUCGAUGGCAAAUUAUUGAUAUUGUUCGAACAAUGUCUACACAACGUGCUCGUGAUGGAGAAGAUGGUGCUUCUAUGGCAAAAUUUGCUCGUGGUAAUCGUUAUAGUCAAAUGGAAUAUCAAGAAAAAUAUAAAGAAGAUUGUCGAAAAAUUUUUGAAGGACAAAAUAAAACUUUAGCAACAAAUCAUUUAACAUCAACAGAUAAUGAAACAAGUGGCGAUGAAGAUUCAGAUGUUGAUGAAAUGAGAAAAAAUCUUGAAUCAAUGUUAGAACCAACUGUCUCAAAAAAAUCAACAGAAACAAAACCACAUGUUGAUACAACAGAUACAACGAAGAAAACAGGUUCACGUGCACUCAAAAUCGUUCGUACAUAUCUUGAUGAUAACGGACGUGAACACCAACGUACUGAAUAUGUACGUAAACCAAUGGUGGCUGAAGCCUAUUCAAAAAUUCGUUUAACAAAAGAUAAUGAUUUUAUUCGUCAAUUUUUUGCACUUGAUGAAGAUCAACGUGAAAAUUUACGUCGUGAACGUCGUCGAUUACAAGAACAAUUACGUCGUGUUCGUCGACAAGAUCGUUUACAACAACGUAAUACAACAUUACCAUCAAAUACCAUUGAUGGUCAUCAUUCACCAUCGUCACGUUCAACAAAUCCUUCGCCAAUACGUCAUUUACAUUUACAAUUAAAUUCUAAUGAUUUAUCAUCAUUAAAAUUACCAUCUGUUUCCGAUAUAUUAAAUAAAAAUGAUGGCAAUGCAAUGGAUGAAACUCAUCCUGAUUUAUUUAUGGAUAAUAGUCAUAAUAUAACAUCAACUAGUCAAUUAAUAUCAACAUCAUUAGAUAAUUUAAAUAGUAAUAGUCAAUCAGGAUUUGCAAAUUAUUUCAGUUCAACAUCAUUUGGUGAAGAUGGACAAGAAAAUAAUGAAAUGAUUAGUCCAACAACAAAUCCUUCUGAUCCAUCGGGAUCACAUAAAAAAAGAAAGAAAUCCGAGAAAGAUCUUAAAUGGCUUAAAUGCGGUGCAUGUGGUGGUCAAGGUCAUAUGAGAACGAAUCGAGAUUGUCCGAUGUAUGGAAAAACAUCGAGUGGAAAUAUGCAAGCAAAUAUUAGUGUUGAUAAUGAAGAUGCCCAGCAUAGUUUUGAUCUUCCAGGAGUUGAUUUAAAUUCUUCAAUAAAUUCCGGAGAUGUUUCAGUUAAGAUGGUUGAAGGUGGUGGUACGAAAUUAAUAUUUGCAAAAAAUGUUCUUGAAAAAGUAUCAUCAAAAGAUCCAUCGCGAAAAUCGAAAAAAAAUAAAACAUCAAAAUUAUUAUCAACUGGUGCUGAAUCAGUAGGUGAUGGUGAUGAAUCAACAACAAAUAGUCAAUCAAAUUCAUUUAAUCCAAAUAUGAAUAUAGAUCGACCACCAACUCCUCCGCCUAUUGUUCAUAUAUCUAAAAUGCAAUUUAUUCCACCUAUAAAAUCUUCAUCAUCAUCUCCACCAGUUAAUCUAACUUAUACACCAAAAUCGAGUGGUACACUUAAAACAACAUUAUCACAUGCGGGAAGUCGACGUAAAAGUUCAACAACACCAACAAUUGCUGAAAAUAAUCCGAAAUCAAAUCAAAACUAUAUUAGUACAACACCAUCUACAGCAUUUCGUCAGCAACCAACAUCAACACCAUUAUCAUCGGGUCCAUUAGGCACAAUGUUUUCAUUUCCACCGAAUACACCAACAACACCAACACCUCUAUCAGCAGGUGCUGAUUAUUUAGAUAAACGUGCACGAACUGUACAACGAAGACGAAUUGAUCCACUUGUUAGUUUUGCUACUUUACUCGAAAGUAUUCUUAAUGAACUUCGAGAUAUGUCUGAGGCAACAAUGUUUUUGGCACCUGUUAAUUCUCGACUUUAUCCAGCAUAUUAUGAAGUAAUUAAAAAUCCUAUUGAUUUACAAACAAUUCGUCAACGUGUUCUUGCUCAUCAAUAUGAAACUCGUCAAGGUUUUCUAAAUGAUAUUCGACAAUUAGUUGAAAAUAGUCGUCAAUUUAAUGGUGAAUAUGAUCAGAUAACACGUGAUGCACAAACAAUAUUUGCUGCUUGUUUUCAAAAAUUUGCUGCUAAUGAAGAUAAAUUAAUGAAAUUAGAAAAAGCAAUAAAUCCCUUAUUAGAUGAUGAUCUUCUUGUUGCUAUAUCAUAUUUAUUUGAACGUAUAUUAAGUGAACAUUUAAUGAAUGUUGAAAAUUCUUGGCCAUUUCAUCAUGCUGUUAAUAAACUUCGUUUCAAAGAUUAUUAUGAUAUUGUUAAAACACCAAUGGAUUUAGAAAAAAUAAAAAAUAAUAUUCUUAAACAUACAUAUCGUUCACGUGCAGCAAUGUUAGCUGAUGUUAAUCUACUACAUACAAAUAGUGUUCAAUACAAUGGUGAAUCACAUUCAAUAACAGCAAUAGCAUCAAAAAUAGUUCAAACAUGUAAAGAACAAUUUGAUGAGCAUACUGAUCAAUUUGAUGCACUUGAAAGAAAUCUUGUACAACAAAAUUUAGCUAUUACAAGAACAACGGAACAAACAUCGAACGAAGAUGAUUGGCAACAAAUGAUUGGAACUGAACCUAUAAAUACUUUUUCAUUCCGUCCAUUAGAUGAAGAAGCAGAUGAUAAUACUGAUCUAAAAAGUCCAACAGCACUUGGUAUGUCACUUGAAACAUUUCUUGCAUGUGGUUUACCAAAUACAGAACAUAAUAUUGCACCAAGUGAAUCUGAACAAAAUGAAAAUAAUGAUGAUGAACCAUUUCAAUCAACUGAAGGAAUUACCACAGAAGAUAUUUUAGGUAAUAUUAGUGAAUCCGAUACAUCUGAUGAUGAUAAUGAUAAUAAAAAAUCUUCAUCUUUACUAUCAUCUCAAACUCAUCAAAAUAUAUCAGAUGAUCCAAAUUUACCAGCUGAUGAAGCAUCUUCUAAACAUCGUCAUCAUAAACAUUCAAAAAAACGAUUGAAAACAUCACAUUCUCAUACAACAACAACCGAUGCAGCUGCACUUCAGUUAUCUGAAGAUGAACUCUAA
Molecule: messenger RNA, 5661 nt
Organism: Adineta steineri
Lineage: Eukaryota; Metazoa; Rotifera; Eurotatoria; Adinetida; Adinetidae
Source: the annotation of a GenBank genome assembly